Argentina anserina (silverweed cinquefoil) is the source of this 4523-nucleotide messenger RNA. RefSeq names its product enhancer of mRNA-decapping protein 4. Gene Ontology annotation, cellular component: P-body. Gene Ontology annotation, biological process: deadenylation-independent decapping of nuclear-transcribed mRNA. Gene Ontology annotation, molecular function: protein binding. Bases 121 to 4275 code for a protein of 1384 amino acids. The transcript has 12 exons. The record is from RefSeq and is a predicted model, not a curated record. Lineage: Eukaryota; Viridiplantae; Streptophyta; Magnoliopsida; Rosales; Rosaceae.
GUCCCCACCUCUUCUUCUUCUUCUCUCACUCCCCUCGCUCCGCCUUCCCAGGCCCAUCACUCAGAUCUCACUCUGAAAUCCCCCGAAUCCCAUUUGGGGAUCCCCCAAUCCGAUCCUCUAAUGGCCUCCGCCGGCAACCCCAACCCUCCUCCUCCUCAACACCAACCCCAACCCUUCGACAUGGCCAAGUUCUUUAAACCCUCCAACCCUUCCUCCCAGUCUCCUCCUCCUCAAAACCCCAACCCCAACCCCAACCCUAAUCUCUCCUCCUCCGCCUCCGCCUUCCCCAUCCCUCCCUCCUCCUACCCUCCCUACUCCUUCCCUCCCCAAACGGCGCCGUUUCACCACCAGCAGUUCCAGUACCAGCCUCCGCCUCCGCCUCAGCCGCAGCAUCAAAUCCCCUACCCUCCGCCGCAGGACCACCACCACCUCCUCCAGCAGCAGCGCUCCCUCCCCUACCCCAUCUCGCCCCCCCCCGUCCCCGCCAGCUACGCCCUCGCCGCCGCCUCAAACCCUAGCUCCGGCGGCAACCCCAGUUCCGGCGCCCGCAUCAUGGCCCUCCUCGGCGCUCCCUCCUCCAGCCUCGAAAUGCCGCCGCCGCCGCAGCAGCAGCAGCCGGAGCUUCUCUCUGUGCCGAUGGGGAUUCCGCCGUCGCCGGCGAGAAUGCCGAGCAAUAAGCUGCCCAAGGGGCGGCAUUUGAUCGGAGACAGCGUGGUUUACGACGUGGAUGUUAGGCUGGCCGGUGAGUUUCAGCCGCAGCUGGAGGUUACGCCGAUUACAAAGUACGGGUCGGAUCCUCAGCUGGUGCUGGGGCGGCAGAUUGCGGUGAAUAAGUCGUAUAUAUGCUAUGGAUUGAAGCAGGGGAAUAUUCGUGUUUUGAAUAUACACACUGCGUUGAGGUCUUUGUUUCGAGCUCAUACGCAGAGGGUUACAGACAUGGCUUUCUUUGCCGAGGAUGUUCAUCUUUUGGCUAGUGUGAGUGUAGAAGGACGGCUUUUUGUGUGGAAAAUAUCUGAAGGUCCAGAUGACGAGGGUACGCCACAAAUUACAGGGAAGAUUCUUAUUGCCAUUCAAAUAGUUGGUGAGGGAGAAGCUGUACAUCCACGAGUCUGUUGGCACUGUCAUAAACAAGAGGUUUUGGUUGUUGGGAUUGGGAAGCGUGUUCUACGAAUUGAUACUACUAAAGUUGCAAAAGGUGAAGUCCCUUCUGCUGAGGAUCCUAUCAAGUGUCCUGUUGAAAAGCUUAUUGAUGGGGUCCAAUAUGUUGGUAAGCAUGAUGGAGAGGUGACAGACUUAUCAAUGUGCCAAUGGAUGACUACCCGGCUGGUUUCUGCUUCUAUGGAUGGAACUAUAAAGAUUUGGGAAGAUCGCAAGUCACAACCACUUUUAGUACUGAGACCCUAUGAUGGCCGUCCUGUUUAUUCGUCUAUAUUUGUGACAGCUCCCAACAAACCAGAUCACAUCAUACUUGUAACGGUGGGCCCACUUAAUCGGGAAGUGAAGAUCUGGUCGUCAGCAAGUGAAGAAGGCUGGCUACUUCCCAGUGAUGCUGAGUCAUGGAAAUGUACCCAGACCUUAGAGUUAAAGAGCUCUGCUCAACCUCGAGUAGAGGAUGCAUUCUUUAACCAAGUCAUAGCACUGUCACAAGCUGGACUUCUUUUACUUGCAAAUGCUAAGAAGAAUGCCAUAUAUGCUGUGCACAUUGACUUUGGUGGUGAGCCAGCAGCUACACGCAUGGAUUAUAUAGCAGAAUUUACUGUUACAAUGCCUAUUUUGAGCUUUACUGGGACAAGUAUAUCGCCUCAAGGUGAACAAAUCGUUCAGGUUUAUUGUGUCCAGACACAAGCCAUUCAACAGUAUGCGUUGGACUUAUCCAAGUGCUUACCUCCUCCACUGGAGUUUUUAGGUCUAGAGAAGUCAGAUUCCAGUGUUUCACAUGAUGCAAUUGAGGCGCUGUCAACUAAUUCAGCACUGAAACCAACCAUACAAGCUACUACUUCUGAAGCUGCAGUAUCCUUGAGGUAUCCUCUGCGCACUGUUUCGGUUGAUGCUGCCGCGACUAAAGAUAUUACCACUUCGUCUAUGGAAUCAAAACCUGUUGCAUCGGCACCAGAGACUAAUGACACAGAUGUUGGUUUUGUAGUGUCACAACCUCUUCCUUUGAGUCCUAGGUUGUCGGGGAAACUUUCUGGUUUAAAAAGCCCAACAGAGAGCACCCAUAGUGGUGACCAACAAGUUAAUGAGUACUCGGUUGACAGGCAAAUGAAUACUGUUCGUUCAAAUUUGUCUGAUAUGCCUGCAGUUGAUGAUGAAUCAAGGAAUGAUGAGCAGAAUAUUGUACAAGAUGAAGUAUACAGUGUGCCCAGUCCUCCGAUGUACAAACCUCCAACCCAUCUAGUAACUCCGGCUGAGCUUGGAAUGGCUACUUCAUCUGAAAUGACAAAUCCAGUUGAUAGCAACACCGAGGGAGAUGCAAAAAUCCAAGAUGUGCUUGUUAACAAUGAUGUGGGUAGUCCUGAGGUAGAGGUCAAAAUUGUGGGUGAAGCAAGAUCUACUGAAAUCGAUGAAUUCAGCUCCCAACGUGAACUCAAAAAUGCUGUUUCAGAAAAUAAGGAAAAGUUCUUUUGCUCUCAGGCAUCAGAUCUUGGAAUUGAGAUGGCCCGGGACUUCUGUGCAAUAUCUUCAGAAUCUUACAUUACAGAGGAAGUUCAGCAAGGUGAUGGUGCCAGCAUGUCUGAACCAUCUGCUCAGCUACAUUUUGGAGAGGAAGAUCAAGAUCACUCUGCAAAAGAUGUAUCUGGGUCAGCUACCACGUCGCAACUGCAAACACCAAAUUCAAAGUCGAGGAAACAGAAAUGGAAAAAUAUGCAAGCAUCAGGUCCAUCUUCCCCAUCACCAGAGUUGCUUAACUCAGUAGAGUCCCCCAAUGAAGGAGCUGGGAAUUUAGGUCCCCCCUCCGGAGAAGCUGCAGUUCCUCAAGAUAUGGUCUUGCUGGAUAUGAUGAAUCAGAUGAUGAAUAUGCAAACAGAAUUUCAAAAGCAGAUGACAAAAGAUGUAAAACGAUUGGAGGCGAAUCUGAGUCGGAUCGAGAAGGAAGUAAAACGAGUAGAGACUGCUAUGGGUCGGAGUAUGGAGAAGACUGUAAAGGCUAAUAAUGAUGCUCUGUGGGCUCGGUUUCAAGAAGAGAGUGCAAAGAAUGAGAAACAAUUGCGGGCUAAUUCUCAGCAAUUAAGUAUAAUGAAUAACUCUGUAAACAAGGACCUUCCAGUCAUGUUUGAGAAAAUGGUGAAAAAAGAAGUAGCUGCUGUUGGACCAGCUGUUGUUCGUGCGAUCCCUCCAGCUAUGGAGAAAGCAGUACCUUUGGCUUUAUCUGAUUGCUUUCAGAGAGGAGACGGCUACAAAGCAGUUAAUCAAUUGGAGAAAUUGGUCAACUCUAAACUUGAAGCCACUGUAUCCAGGCAAAUCCAGGCACAGUUUCAAACUUCGGGUAAACAAGCUCUUCAGGAUGCUCUCAAGUCAAACAUGGAAGCUUCAGUGAUACCUGCUUUUGAGAAGUCAUGCAAAACCUUGUUUGAGCAAGUAGAUGCUACAUUCCAGAAAGGAAUGGUUGAACAUACUACUGCCGCUCGGCAGCACUUCGAGUCUGCGAAUUCACCAUUGGCACAUGCUUUAAGGGAAGCUAUUAGCUCUGUAUCAUCAGUGACUCAAACUCUAAGCGGAGAACUGGCUGAUGGCCAACGCAAAAUAAUGGCUCUUGCAGCUGGCCAGGGAACCUCAAGUGCAGUAAAUCCCCUAGUCACUCAACUAACCAAUGGACCCUUGGGUGGCCUCCACGAGAAGGUUGAAGUGCCUUUGGAUCCAACAAAGGAGCUGUCGAGGUUGGUAACUGAACGCAAGUAUGAAGAGGCUUUCACAGGUGCUCUACAAAGAAGUGAUGUUGGGAUCGUAUCAUGGUUGUGUGGUCAGGUUGAUCUUCAUGGCAUACUGUUGCUGCAACCUCUUCCUCUGAGCCAAGGAGUACUUCUCUCACUCUUGCAGCAGCUCGCCUGUGAUAUCAGCAAUGAUACACCUCGCAAGGUAUUGUGGAUGACGGACGUGGCGGCUGCAAUAAACCCAAGCAACCAGAUGAUUGCAAUGCACGUGAGACCCAUCUUUGAGCAAGUGUACCAGAUAUUGCACCAUCAACAUAGCUUGCCUACAGUCUCCAGUGGCGAGCAUGCUAGUCUUCGUCUUCUGAUGCAUGUCAUUAACUCCAUGAUGAUGGCCUGUAAAUGAUCAUGUGUCACAAUUCUACCGUUGAUUUAUAUGGACAUUUUGUACAAAUCCCUUGUUUUUAUUGUCUCCCAUGAAAGGAUUGCCAAACUGUGUAGAGUCAGUUUCUGUGGAAUUGGAUAGAUAGGGAGGCUAGGCAUCUCGAAUUUUCUUGCUUCAGAAUUGAUCUUCUCUCCUCUUUCGAUAUAGCUCUGUAAAACAUGAAAUUUUGUAUUUCCUUACACCUGUGAAUGGGUAUUUUGAUUAUGUUA